This is a messenger RNA of Knipowitschia caucasica, 2988 nucleotides long. The record is from the annotation of a GenBank genome assembly. NCBI's taxonomy places the organism in Eukaryota, Metazoa, Chordata, Actinopteri, Gobiiformes, Gobiidae.
AUGGAGACUGUGGGCAAAUUCGAGUUCAGCCGAAAGGACUUGGUUGGACAUGGCGCAUUUGCUGUGGUGUUCAAAGGCAGAAAUAAGGAGAAACACGACUGGGAAGUGGCAGUGAAAUGUAUCAACAAAAAGAACUUGGCCAAAUCCCAGACUCUGUUGGGGAAAGAGAUCAAAAUUCUCAAAGAACUCAAACAUGAAAACAUUGUUGCCCUACUGGACUUUCAGGAAACCGCCAGCUCAGUGUACCUGGUGAUGGAGUACUGUAAUGGUGGGGACCUUGCUGAAUACUUGCACUCUAAAGGCACCCUGAGCGAGGACACCAUUCGGGUGUUUCUGCAGCAGAUCGCAGGAGCCAUGAGAGUGCUCCAGGCCAAAGGAAUCAUCCACCGAGACCUCAAGCCACAGAACAUCCUACUGUCCUACCCACCAGGGCGCAAGUCGCACUCCAACAACACCUGCAUCAAGAUUGCGGACUUUGGCUUUGCCCGAUAUCUUCAAAACAACAUGAUGGCAGCAACAUUGUGUGGCUCUCCCAUGUACAUGGCUCCAGAGGUGAUCAUGUCCCAUAGCUACGACGCCAAGGCCGAUCUGUGGAGCAUCGGGACCAUAGUGUUUCAGUGUCUGACCGGGAAAGCGCCUUUUCAAGCCAGCAGUCCACAAGACCUUCGGCUGUUCUAUGAAAAAAAUACUCACCUCACUCCCAAUAUCCCUAGAGAGACCUCGUCCCAUCUGAGGCAUCUGCUGCUGGGAUUACUGCAGCGCAACUACAAAGACCGGAUGGAUUACGAGGAGUUCUUCAGUCACCCUUUCCUCGAGGCGAGUUCAUCAAUAAAAAAGACAGCCACGCCCACAGUCACGAUGACCUGCUUCCCCGGUUCUGCCUCUGCCAGCUCCUGUAGCAGCUCCUCCACUUCUCACCUGGCCUCACCUCCGCAGUCCCUGGCUGACGGACAGCAGGUGCGUCCCAAACCGCUGGCCUCUCCCACACAGGAGGCCACCGCACUCCUCAAAGACUCAUCAGGGGGAGCGGCCAGCAGCAAGAACUCCUCCUCCUGCGACACAGACGACUUUGUCAUGGUUCCGGCUCAGUUUAACACAGGUGAGCUCACUUGUGAGAGCAAAGUGCUUCAGGACAGCCUCAUGAACAGCAGCUCCCUCUUGGCUUCAGCUGGUUUGUGUAGUAAAACUCCACCGCACUCACCGGUGUACAGCGGCUCUCCAAGUCUGGUCAGGGCGAGUGACAUCUCCGGGAGUAACUAUGGCAACCACGGCCAUUCUCUGCCCAUUCCAGUCCCCUCUCAGGUCCACAACUACCAGCGCAUUGAACAGAACCUGCAGUCCCCACAGCAGGACCGUUCACCGCGGACGUUGACCCCAGUGCGACGCAGCAGCAGUAACAACUCUUUGGGUGUUCGUCUCGGGCCGUCACCUCCGUACACUCAGGCAGCGCUGCCCACCAACCGCCGCCUCUCCCUGGGUGGUGCCAGGCCCUUCCAGCUCUCUCCACAAGCUGAGCUACGACAAACGACGCAGCCCCAAGCAGGACUAGGGUCGCGACUCCACAGCGCUCCCUGUCUGUUGGAGUGUGGUAAGGCGGGCGGCAGACAGAUAAUCCGUAAACAGCACUCGGAUCCCGUGGCAGUCCCCUCUUCAGGCCUGAUGACUGUGAGACCCCUGCAUUCCUCUCCCAGACUCAGCGAACUCAUGCAGCGCAACCCUCUGCCCACCAUACUCGGCUCACCUUCCAGGGCAAUCCCUCCUUUCGAGUUCCCCAAGCCCACCAGCUCACCAAACCUCAUGACCUUCCUGGCCCAGGGUUUGGUGAUGGGGUCACCCACCAACAGGACUGCCCCUCCAGAGCCACAGCCUGCUCAGUGCAUACACAGAGCUAACGACGCCACAGGCCUUGGAAGGUCUCAAAGUGCUGGCCGACUGUCAGACAUGCUGCUGAUGGCGGCGUUUGGCUCUAAUGCUCCGGUGGCUGAGAGGGGCAGCGCAGAGAACCUGACUUCUGAAAGAGGCAUUGAGAUUAUAGCUCCCCCUAGUGGUGGUUUUACCCCAGGCUCUGGCAGUCCAGCACAGGUGGUCUUUACGGUGGGAUCUCCUCCCACUGGCAGCACCCCUCCUCAGUCAUCUCGGCUGAGAAAAUACUCCGGCUCAUUGACUUCAGUCAGCUCUGGAGGCUCCUUGACCAGCCGCUUUCCUCCGACAGGGACCUACGCAGAAGGCUUUGAGGCUCCCUCCAGCCCCCGCUUCAGCUUCACUGAUCCCAUCUCUGCCAACAUGGGCGGUCCGGUCACGUUUGAGGCGCCUGAACUGCCUGAGGAGACUUUGAUGGAGCAGGAGCACACCGACAUUGUUCAGAGCCUGCGCUUCACUCUGGAUUUUGCGCGUUGUCUUGUGGAGGUGGCUGCGACUCGUGGGAGUGAAGCCAAGUACCCCCCUCUCCAGCAGCAGCAGCAGCAGCAGCAGCCCAGCCUGGUAGCAGAUCAGAUCAGCUCCCUCAGCCGAGAGUGGAGCUAUGCAGAACAGCUGGUUCUUUAUCUGAAGAGUGCAGACCUUUUGUCGGUCGCCUUACACACGGCAAAGGAGCAAGUUAAAGAGGGAAAACUUUACCCUUCCGCAACAGUCAAACAAGUGGUGAAAAAGCUGAAUGAGCUGUACAAGAGCAGUGUAGCAUGCUGCCGCUCCCUGAGCACCCGUCUGGAGCGCUUCUUCUCCAGGAAGCAUCGUCUGAUGGACCAGAUCAGCUCCAUCACCGCAGAGAGGCUGCUCUUCAGCCACACUGUGCAGAUGGUUCAGGCUGCUGCGCUGGAUGAGAUGUUCCACCAGGGGGAGGCCUCCAUCCUACGAUAUCACAAAGCUCUGCUGCUAAUGGAGGGUCUAUCUAUGCUGCUCUCUGAACAGGAGGACAUCCUCAGCGUUAGCAAAUGUAAAGAGUGCAUUGAACGACGCCUCACAGCUCUACAGUCUGGACUCUGUGUUUGA